AUGAUACCUAAAUGGCAAAAGCGAAUAGAGACACGUAUAGAAGGGAAAAGACAAGUAAUUGGAAGAAUAACGCAAGUGUUAAAUGGAAACAAAUCAAAAAGACUUAACCAAUCAUUGAAAGAUAUAUACCGAUUAUUACAGACAAAACCUGGAGAACCUGAAUUUGAAUCAAUAAUCCGAAAUUACAACGACACAUUAAAACAAACAGUUCAAGCACUAUCACAAAGAAUCAGAAGAUAUAAACAACAAAAAACUUUCUCCAAUGACAUAAAUAUGGAAUUUGGAUUAGAUAAAUGUGCUAUAAUGAAAUUGAAAAGAGGUGUCUACUCAGAGAGACCUGAGUACGAAACUGAUAAUGGAUAUAUAAAGGCACUAGAAAAUGGAGAUAUAUACAAAUAUUUAGCCAUAAACACUUGGGCAAUACCUGUACUGACAUACUCGUUCGGAAUAAUAAAAUGGAGUAAAACAGAACUCGAGACCAUCGAAAGACAUAUAAGGCGACAACUUACAAUGUUUGGAGUACACCACCCUAGAAGUUCUGUAGCACGACUAUGUGUUAGUAGAAAACAUGGGGGUAGAGGGUUACUAAACAUUGUAAGCCUUGAGGCCAAACAGCGAGAACUGUUGAGAAAAUACCAUCAACAAAAAUGCUAUGUCUCAGAGCUCCACAAAAUAACAUCAACACUCGAUUACAACUACACACCUCUAAACCUCAGCAAUAUUGAACAUCAAAUAGAUAUACAAAAUGAAAAAGAGAGGAUUAACACAUGGGCCUCAAAAGAACUCCACGGAAGAUACCGGGCAGAACUCAACCAAACACACGUAGACGAAGAAAUGUCUACAAAAUGGUUGAAGUACGCCGGUCUUCACGGAGAGACAGAGGGGUUCAUGAUGGCAAUACAAGAUCGAGUGGUUCCGACCCGUAACCAUCAGAAAUAUAUCCAAAAGCUAAACAUACCAACAGACAAGUGCAGGAUGUGUCAUAUGGAGUCCGAAACAAUAGAACAUAUACUAAAUGGGUGUAAAGUACUCACAAAUACCGAGUACCUAAGCCGUCACAAUCAAGUAGCCAAGAUCAUACAUCAGGAACUGGCAAUAAGAUUCGGACUAAUCAAAGACCCAUUACCAUACUAUAGAUACGAGCCACAAAGUGUAAUGGAAAACAACAGUGCCAAGCUCUACUGGGAUAAAGAAAUAAGAACUGAUAAGACUGUGGCCCACAACCGCCCAGAUAUAGUCAUAGUAGACAAACAUCAAGAUAAGGCGUAUAUAAUAGACAUAGCGGUCCCACUAACACAUAAAUUACAGGACACGCAUUGUGAGAAACGUCGGAAAUAUACAGACUUGGCCUAUGAGAUCAAUAAGAUGUGGCGCAUUAAGAAAGUUGAAAUAAUACCUAUAAUACUGUCAUCAAUGGCCGUAAUACCGAAAAAUCUGGCCCUAAGUAUGGAAUCACUUCAAAUAAGAAAAACUAAGAUCUAUGAAAUGCAAAAAGCAGUGAUACUUCAGAGUUGUAGAACAGUCAGAAAAGUACUAGACUUGAGUUGA
Molecule: messenger RNA, 1548 nt
Organism: Oppia nitens
Lineage: Eukaryota; Metazoa; Arthropoda; Arachnida; Sarcoptiformes; Oppiidae
Exons: 3
Coding region: 1-1548 (515 amino acids)
Source: RefSeq, a predicted model, not a curated record